GCGAAGGAUUGGCUGCAGGUUUGAAAUGGCAGAACACUUGUGUAUGGGAAUCUCGAACACAAAAACUUAUCCAUUUUGCUGUCUCUGGAUAUUUAAGGAAUCAGCAAAUAUUUUCCUUGUGAUACCAACACAUUUGUUGUUGAUCCUUAGAGAUGAAGAACUGUCUCAUCACAGCUGGUAAUGUAUUUUGUGCCUGAAAUGAAGUUUUCUGUUGUAACUCAGUGAAAUUCAUUGGAACCAGGGUGCUGAGAACACAGCAGAAUUUGUUCACUGGAGAUCAGUUCUUCAACUGCAUUGAUUGUACAAGGGAUUCAAACAUCUGACUAUCUGAAUUGCCAGAGAAUUGAUCACAGUGAGAUAUCAUUCUCCUUCUCUCAGCGUGGGAAGAGAUUCACUCACAGCCGACCUGCAGACACACCAGUGAGUUCACAGCGGGGAGAGGCCAUUCACCCGCUCUGUGUAUGGGGGGAGAACUACUCAGUCAUCCAGUCUGAAGAUACAUCAGCAAGUUCACACCUGUGAGAGGACAUUUCUCAGACUGUGGGAAGGCACUCUCACACUCAACCAAGCUGCAGAGAUGCCAGCAAGUUCACACUGUGCCAUGGCCAUUCACCUCCUCUUCAUUUAGUCCUCUCAACUGAACAAACAUCAGCCAGUUCACACUGAGAAGAUGCCGUUCACCUGCUCAGACUGUGGGAAGGAGUUCACUCAGUCAUCUCAAUUGAAGGUACAUCAGCGAGUUCACACUGGGGAGAGGCCGUUCACCUGCUCAGACUGUGGGAAGGGAUUCACUCGGUCAUCUCAUCUACUGAGACACCAGUUGGUUCACACUGGGGAGAAACCAUUCAUCUGUUCAGACUGUGGGAAGGCAUUCAUUCGGUCAUCUCAACUACAGGAACAUCAGAAAAUUCACACUGGGGAGAAACUGUUCAGCUGCUCUGAAUGUGGGAAGGGAUUCACUCGGUCAUCUGACUUGAAGGUACAUCAGCGAGUUCACACUGGGGAGAGUCCGUUCACCUGCUCUGAAUGUGGGAAAGGUUUCACACACUCAUCCAAACUACAGAGGCACUGGCUGGUUCACACUGGGGAGAGGCCAUUCACCUGCUCUGAAUGUGGGAAGGGAUUCACUCAGUCAUCCAAACUACAGACACACUGGCUGGUUCACACUGGGGAGAAACCAUUCACCUGCUCAGUAUGUGAGAAAGGAUUCACUCGGUCAUCUCAACUGAAGGAACAUCAGCGAAUUCACACCGGGGAGAAACCGUUCACUUGUUCGGACUGUGGUAAGGAAUUCAGUCGUUCAACUCAGCUGAACCUACAUCAGCGAGUUCACACUGGGGAGAAACCGUUCAGCUGCUCCGAAUGUGGGAAGCGAUUCACUCGGUCAUCUGACUUGAAAAUACAUCAGCGAGUUCACACUGGGGAGAGGCCAUUCACCUGCUCGGACUGUGGGAAGCAAUUUAUUCGGUCAUCUGAACUGAACACACAUCAGUGCUUUCACACUGGCGAGAAACCGUUCAUCUGCUCAGACUGUGGGAAAAGAUUCAGUCUGUCAUUUCGUCUACUGAGACACCAGUUACUUCACACUGGGGAGAAACCGUUCAUCUGCUCAGACUGUGGGAAGGAAUUCACUCGAUCAUCUGGCUUGAAAGUGCACCGGCGAGUUCACACUGGAGAGAGGCCAUUCAUCUGCUCAGACUGUGGGAAGGAGUUUGCUGGGUCAUCAGACUUGAAAAUACAUCUGCGAGUUCACAUUGGGGAGAGGCCGUUCACCUGCUCUGUAUGUGGAAAGGAAUUCACUCACUCAUCCACCCUACAGAGACACCAGCUGGUUCACACUGGGGAGAGACCGUUCACCUGCUCUGAAUGUGGGAAGGGAUUCACUCAGUCAUCCAACCUUUUGUCACACCAGCGAAUCCACACUGGGGAGAGGCCGUUCACCUGCUCAGAUUGUGGGAAGGCAUUCGCGCACUCAUCCACCCUACAGAGACACCGGCUGGUUCACACUGGGGAGAGGCCGUUCACCUGUUCUGAAUGUGGGAAGGGAUUCACUCGGUCAUCCAAGCUACAGAGACACCAAUUCGUUCACACUGGGGAGAAACCAUUCACCUUCUUAGAUUGUGGAAAGGGAUUCACUUUGUCAUCUGACCUGAAACUACAUCAGCGAGUUCAUACUGGGGACAGACCAUCAGAACGUUGCUUUUUCAGUGAAUACCACCAAGAGUUUCACUUGUGGAAACCAAUUGUCCUUUGUCUAUUCUGCUUGUUACUUCUUCAAACAAUGCCAACAGAUUUGUCAGGCAAGAUCAUCCCUUGA
Messenger RNA from Mobula hypostoma (lesser devil ray), 2317 nucleotides. Its product is annotated as gastrula zinc finger protein XlCGF57.1-like. The record is from RefSeq and is a predicted model, not a curated record. Lineage: Eukaryota; Metazoa; Chordata; Chondrichthyes; Myliobatiformes; Myliobatidae. The coding region runs from base 671 to 2317 and encodes 548 amino acids. Gene Ontology annotation, biological process: regulation of transcription by RNA polymerase II. The transcript is spliced from 3 exons. Gene Ontology annotation, molecular function: RNA polymerase II cis-regulatory region sequence-specific DNA binding; DNA-binding transcription repressor activity, RNA polymerase II-specific. Gene Ontology annotation, cellular component: nucleoplasm.